Molecule: messenger RNA, 324 nt
Organism: Parasteatoda tepidariorum (common house spider)
Lineage: Eukaryota; Metazoa; Arthropoda; Arachnida; Araneae; Theridiidae
Source: RefSeq, a predicted model, not a curated record
GGUGAUAAUUUGCAUCUUCAAGGAAACGAGCUCAAUUUGAUCCCUACAAAAUCAGUUAUUUCUGCCUUUCUAAGAAGACUCAUUUCGUGGAAGCAGAAUUUUAGUUGGAAUGAGUUCAGCCAAGCAGGUGAAAUUCACUCUGAUGACGCACAAGAUUAUUGUCAACACCAUGACUCUUUGUACAUGAACUUUUCUGAUCGGUUUAAGGAUGUUUUGUUCCCUAGAAGUGCCUCAAUGGGUUUAUGGGUUCUGAAGCCUUUUGCGAAUAUUGAAACAGCAGAGGUUCAGAUUUACGAGGAAUUGGUUGAACUUUUAACUAAGUAA